Messenger RNA from Medicago truncatula (barrel medic), 2637 nucleotides. Its product is annotated as transcription factor MYC1. The transcript has a single exon. The record is from RefSeq and is a predicted model, not a curated record. Lineage: Eukaryota; Viridiplantae; Streptophyta; Magnoliopsida; Fabales; Fabaceae. Gene Ontology annotation, molecular function: DNA-binding transcription factor activity; transcription cis-regulatory region binding; protein dimerization activity. Gene Ontology annotation, cellular component: nucleus. Gene Ontology annotation, biological process: regulation of DNA-templated transcription. Bases 172 to 2205 code for a protein of 677 amino acids.
CUAAAUUCACUCCAAAUUAAUUCCAAAUCCAAAUUAACCUUCUCUCAUUCGUCCCUUCUUCUCUCUCUUUCCCCAAUCCGUUAUCACCACCACACGAGCGUGUUCUGCGUGACCUUCUUCUCUUUUUCUUCUUCCUAAAUUACCCCUCCAACAAAUUUUCAUUUUCAUUUCAUGAAUCUUUGGAGCGACGAUAACUCUUCAGUAAUGGAGGCUUUCAUGACCUCCUCUGAUUUAUCAACCUUAUGGCCACCACAACCACCGUCACAACCACCACAAACCACCACCGGAUUCAACCAAGACACUCUCCAACAACGUCUUCAGGCUUUAAUCGAAGGUGCAAAAGAAAUCUGGACCUACGCUAUUUUCUGGCAACCUUCUUACGACUAUUCAGGUUCUUCGUUACUCGGUUGGGGUGACGGCUACUAUAAAGGCGAAGAAGACAAAACAAAAGCGAAGAAAUCAAAAGUUACUUCACCUGCUGAACAAGAACACCGGAGAAAAGUUCUUAGAGAACUUAAUUCAUUAAUCUCCGGUAAUCCGGUUACAGAUGAAUCUCCUGUUGAUGAAGAAGUUACUGAUACGGAGUGGUUCUUUUUAGUUUCUAUGACGCAGUCUUUUGUUAACGGAACUGGACUGCCUGGACAAGCUUAUUAUAAUUCAGCUCCGGUGUGGCUAACUGGAGCUGAAAAUCUCGCCCUCUCAGCUUGUGAGAGGGCGAGGCAAGGUCAAGAACAUGGUAUACAGACGCUGGCGUGUAUACGGUCGGCUGACGGUGUUUUGGAGCUUGGAUCUACUGAGUUGAUUUAUCAGAAUAAUGAUUUGAUGAAUAAAGUGAAGAUGCUUUUCAAUUUUAACAAUAAUUUUGAUUUUGGAUCUUCAUGGCAGUUAGGUAAUAAUUCUGCUGCUACAAUUGGUGGUAAUCAAGGUGAGAAUGAUCCUUCUUUGAAUUGGAUCAACGAUCCUGAAGCUCGAGAUUCUGUUGAUAAUAAUUCUCUUGUUACAACAACAACGGCAGCAACAAAUGCUUCAAUCUCAGUUCCAAGUCACCAACAUCACAACAAUAAUCAGAAUUUGAGUGUGAGUGUUACGAAGACGAUGCAAUUUGAAACUCAUGGUUCGAGUACUUUAACUGAGGUUCCCAGUGUUGUUCAUGUUUCAAGCAAGCAAAAUAAUCAAAGUUUCUUUUCUAAGGAAAUGAAUCUUUCUGAUUAUGGUGGGAGUAACAAUCAGCAACGUUUGUUGAAGCCUGAAUCCGGUGAUAUUUUGUGUUUUGGUGAGAGUAAAAAGAGUUCUUAUGUUGCUAAUAAUGGAAACUCGAAUUCGAAUUUUUUCUCUGGUCAAUCACAGUUAGUUUCUGUUGCUGAGGAGAAUAAUAAUGGGAACGGGAAUGGAAAUGGAAAGAGGAGAUCACCGAAUUCGAGAGGAAGUAAUAAUGAUGAUGGAAUGCUAUCUUUUACUUCUGGUGUAAUUGUUCCACCGGCUACUUCAAAUUUGAAAUUCUCUGGUGGUACUGGUGGUGGUGAUUCAGACCAUUCGGAUCUGGAGGCUUCGGUGGUGAAGGAGGUGGAUAGUAGUCGUGUGGUGGAGCCCGAAAAGAAGCCGAGGAAGAGAGGGAGGAAGCCGGCAAACGGAAGAGAGGAACCGUUGAAUCAUGUUGAAGCUGAGAGGCAAAGAAGAGAGAAGCUGAAUCAGAGAUUCUAUGCACUUCGAGCGGUUGUUCCUAAUGUUUCAAAGAUGGACAAAGCUUCACUUUUGGGUGAUGCUAUAUCUUACAUUACUGAGUUGAAAACAAAGCUUCAGAAAACUGAAUCUGAUAAAGAUGGAUUAGAAAAGCAACUUGAUGGGAUGAAGAAUGAAAUUCAGAAAAUCAACGAAAACCAGUCUCAUCAGCCACCACAACAGCAGCAACAACAACAGCCAAUACCGAAUAAACCCUCUUCGAAUCAAGCUCUAAUCGAUUUAGAUAUCGACGUGAAGAUUAUAGGUUGGGAUGCAAUGAUAAGGGUCCAAUGCAGUAAGAAAAACCACCCUGCAGCGAGGUUAAUGGCAGCGUUAAUGGAGCUUGACCUAGAAGUGCACCAUGCCAGUGUGUCUGUGGUAAAUGAUUUGAUGAUACAACAAGCAACCGUGAAAAUGGGGAGUCGUUUUUACACUCAGGAGCAGCUUCGAGCGGCAUUGUCCUCUAAAGUCGGGGAUGUUCAAUAAAGUCUGCAAAUUUGCUGUAAUAAUGAGACAUUAAUUGGGAAUGUUAUAUCUGUGAAUUUCUCAUUCCUCCAAAAUUUUGGGGCAUGGGAUAUUUUAUGGAUUCCUGGUAGCUAUCUCUGUAAACUGGUAGUUUCUUUGUUUUUGGUAGCUUAGUACGAGUUUUGAGGUAAUUUAAUUUGGGAAGUUAUAUGGUUAUUGGGAACUAGAACUAGAAUUUGCUAGAGUCAGUUUUCUUACUGUCAUAUAUAGAUAGAGUUAGCUUUGAUGCAGUAAGUAAAAACUAAGUGUAUUUUUUUAUCUGUAAGAUUGUGCAUGCGUGCCUGUGUGUGUAUAUAUGUGUAUGUAUCAUUCUCAUAAAUGGGUAACUUGGUGAAAAUUCUGAAUAUUAUUAUUCUUCAGCUUAUGAGUGAUUGAGUUGUUGUGUUGGAUUCA